GGUUGUGUUGUGUAUGCGUGGGAGCGUGCGUAGUCACCUGGCUGGUUUGCACCACGUUUGCGGUUGUAGGAAUAAGGUUAAAUCAUGUCUUUGGAAGUUGAAUCGGCGGACGUGAUCCGUCUAAUAAUGCAGUACCUGAAGGAAAACAACUUGCACCGCACCCUGGCUACUCUCCAGGAAGAGACCACCGUGUCCCUCAACACGGUGGACAGCAUCGAGAGCUUUGUGGCCGACAUCAACAGCGGCCAUUGGGACACGGUUCUACAAGCCAUCCAGUCCCUCAAGCUCCCAGACAAGACCCUCAUCGACCUUUAUGAGCAGGUGGUUCUGGAGCUGAUCGAGCUGCGAGAGCUGGGCGCGGCCCGGUCCCUCCUGAGGCAGACGGAUCCCAUGAUCAUGCUCAAGCAGACCCAGCCCGAGAGGUACAUCCACCUGGAGAACCUGCUGGCCCGCUCCUACUUUGACCCGCGGGAGGCCUAUCCGGACGGCAGCAGUAAGGAGAAGAGGAGGGCGGCCAUCGCCCAGGCCCUGGCAGGGGAGGUCAGCGUGGUCCCGCCCUCUCGUCUCAUGGCCCUUCUGGGACAGUCUUUGAAGUGGCAGCAGCACCAGGGCCUCCUCCCACCGGGCAUGACCAUCGAUUUGUUCAGGGGCAAAGCCGCCGUGAAGGAUGUGGAGGAGGAGCGCUUCCCCACCCAGCUUACCCGGCACAUCAAGUUUGGCCAGAAGUCCCACGUUGAGUGUGCACGCUUCUCUCCAGACGGGCAGUACUUGGUCACUGGCUCCGUGGAUGGCUUCAUUGAAGUGUGGAAUUUCACCACUGGAAAAAUCAGAAAGGAUCUGAAGUACCAGGCUCAGGACAACUUCAUGAUGAUGGACGACGCGGUGCUGUGUAUGUGCUUCAGUCGGGACACCGAGAUGUUGGCCACGGGAGCGCAGGAUGGCAAAAUAAAGGUGUGGAAGAUCCAGAGCGGCCAGUGUCUGAGGAGGUUCGAGCGCGCUCACAGUAAAGGCGUCACCUGCCUCAGCUUCUGCAAGGACAGCAGCCAGCUGCUCAGCGCCUCCUUUGACCAGACCAUCAGAGUCCAUGGGCUGAAAUCGGGAAAAUCGCUGAAGGAGUUUCGGGGCCACUCCUCGUUCGUAAACGAAGCCACCUUCACGCCAGAUGGACACUACAUCAUCAGUGCAUCUUCUGAUGGCACCGUCAAGAUCUGGAACAUGAAGACCACAGAGUGCUGCAACACGUUCAAGUCUCUUGGCACCUCGGCUGGCACGGACAUCACGGUCAACAACGUGAUCCUGCUGCCCAAGAACCCCGAACAUUUUGUGGUGUGCAACCGGUCCAACACUGUGGUCAUCAUGAACAUGCAAGGCCAGAUCGUCAGGAGCUUCAGCUCUGGUAAAAGAGAGGGGGGAGACUUUGUGUGCUGCACUCUGUCCCCGCGUGGAGAGUGGAUCUACUGCGUGGGGGAGGACUUUGUGCUCUACUGCUUCAGUACUGUCACUGGCAAGCUGGAGAGAACCCUGACGGUCCACGACAAAGAUGUGAUCGGCAUCGCCCACCACCCUCACCAGAACUUGAUCGGCACCUACAGUGAGGAUGGCCUGCUGAAGCUGUGGAAGCCAUAGACCCAUAACUCUUCUGAAAAGACUCCCAUAAUGUGCUUUUCUUUAGUGAAAAACAUCAGGACUUUUUUAUGCUUUUUUAUUUUUUAAAGACAAUUUUGGAUGGGACCCUGGACCUUAGAAAACAAUGUGUUUUUAACA
Messenger RNA from Megalops cyprinoides (Indo-Pacific tarpon), 1764 nucleotides. Its product is annotated as WD40 repeat-containing protein SMU1-like. The transcript has 12 exons. The record is from RefSeq and is a predicted model, not a curated record. NCBI's taxonomy places the organism in Eukaryota, Metazoa, Chordata, Actinopteri, Elopiformes, Megalopidae. Gene Ontology annotation, molecular function: protein binding. Gene Ontology annotation, biological process: mRNA splicing, via spliceosome. Gene Ontology annotation, cellular component: precatalytic spliceosome. The coding region runs from base 85 to 1626 and encodes 513 amino acids.